AUGGCAGAGCCUCUACAAAGCCCCUAUUUCAAAGGAAAUACCCUAACCCUAAGUGUUAGGCGCGUUGGCAAAAAAUCUCCCCUACAGCUCCACGAUGGCGAUGAGGUACAGGCGAGAAUCGUCGAUGUGAUAGAGCCAGCUACUCUAUCCGUUGUCGUCAUCGUUGAGGUUGAUCCAGACCCUAAACAGGGAGACCAAAUGAGCCGCCCAACUUCUCCUCUCAAAAUGGUACUUAAGGUGUUUGAUCGUCGAUUUUCUGUACAAUUGAGAGAGGAGCUGAAGCCCACUGGCCCGUCAACCCUUGUGACUGAGGAGGAGUAUCUUGGAUUCUUGCAACAAGGAUCGAUGGCAGAUUUCGUUGCCAGCUACAACAGAGAGUAUAAGGUCACAUCAAAUGACUGGGAUUCGCCGAUGCAGGAGGCAUAUUUCAGUCUUACUUGUGCCAGAAUGAAAGAAACCGAGGCUAGAAUCUAUGAUUACCUUAUUGACCUGCAAGGUGUUCACAUUCCAACAUUCUAUGCUGACGUCCAAAUCGCUUCACAACCGGUAGCCGGAGAGCAGGUCCAUGAAAACUUCGCCAAAUACAUUGACGUUGGGGCUAUCUUGAUCGAAUACAUUCCUGGAUUUCUCCUCUCCACCAUGGUAACAGAGACACCGGAAUCAGCAUGGCCUGGUAUCUGUGACCGGGCUAUUAAAGUUGUGCAUAAGAUUAUUGGGCAUCAUUUUGUCAAUACCGACAUGCAAACGAGGAACGUUAUUGUCCGCCCUGACGGGGAAGGGGACUACCGAGUGUUUUACAUAGACUUUGGGCUAUGUGACUUCCGCGAUCCGUUAGAUAGCGAUGAAGUCUGGAUGGAAUAUUCGUAUCAAAAUGCUGAAGAAAAUAGAAUCGGGUGGUCUCUUGCAAAUGCAAUCUCGAGGGCCAAGGGGAAGAAGGGAAAGAGAUAUAAAGGCAAGCUUCCGCUUCCGUGGGAGUUUACCCCUUCGAACCGGUUUCGUGGUCAGGACAUCGAAGGUUAUCCAAAGCAUAUUUGGUAUCCAUAG
Molecule: messenger RNA, 1044 nt
Organism: Clonostachys solani
Lineage: Eukaryota; Fungi; Ascomycota; Sordariomycetes; Hypocreales; Bionectriaceae
Source: the annotation of a GenBank genome assembly